AUGGCUACAUCUCCAGAUCUCCCUCAAUUGCCCCCUGAGAUGAUUGCUGCCCUUGCAAAGGAGGAUCAGUCACCGCAGAUCAUCGGCGUCGUCGCGGCCUUCACUGCGAUUGCCUUCGUCUGCGUGGUGCUACGGUUCUUUGUUCGCAUCACAAUGGUGCGCAUAGUAGGUAUGGAAGACUACUUCAUGGCAAUAUCAAUGCUCUCGUCGAUAUUUACCUCCGUCUGCCUGAUACAAGGUGCAAGACUUGGCAAUGGAAGGCACAUGAUCAACGUUCCCAUGACAAACGGGAAAAGGAUUUUUCUGUACCUUUUCUUCGGUAUCCUUACAUACCAUAUCAGCUUGACCGCGACCAAAUUGUCCAUCCUGCUUCAAUACAGGCGCAUCUUCACCCUGAAGAAUUCGAGAAUAGUGAUAUACAUAGCCAUGGGCAUAUGCACCGCCUGUGGCCUCACGGCCAUCGUCAGUGCCAUUUUCACCUGCGUGCCCGUGGACGCCUACUGGAAUUUCACGAAGAGGCCAUUCUCCAAGUGUGUCAAUCAGGACGCCAUGUACCACGCCAAUGCCGGCAUAAACAUGUUCACCGAUCUUCUCGUGGCUGUUCUUCCUAUUCGCAAUCUGUGGACACUGCGGAUACCGUUACGCCAGAAGAUCGCCGUUGUCAUACUGCUGACUCUCGGUUGGUUCGUCGUCAUCAUUUCAGUGCUGCGCCUUGUCUUCCUCGUCAAGGUCGCACAGCAUCCCGAAGAUACAACAUGGUAUGGCGGUCCUGUCGCCUUGUGGUCCGCUCUUGAAAUCAACCUCGCCAUCGUAUGCGCCACGACGCCAGCACUCAAGCCCCUGAUCGUCAAGGUCCUCCCCAACUUCGGCACACGGUUCGGGACGAUACAGCCGAACGACGUUUCGGGACAGAUUCCAACCAUCACGACCCACAGCCAAAGGAACAACGCCAACUUUGUGCGACUAAAGGGCAUGCCGAGCCAUUCGAGUAUGGGCGAUGCUGUUCACCUCAAAAGUGGGGCUGGUACCGUGCUCGAGCAGAGUCAUGGUCAUGACGAGUGGAAGGAAAUUCGUGUUACGCGGGAUGUCGAGCAGGGCUCGAUAAACGACGAUGGGAUAAGUGAUGAGAGCCCCAGAUCGUAUAUCCAGUAUCCCCCGCCGGCAUGGCCACUGCAGUCAAGUCGAUGA
Westerdykella ornata is the source of this 1188-nucleotide messenger RNA. RefSeq lists its product as uncharacterized. NCBI's taxonomy places the organism in Eukaryota, Fungi, Ascomycota, Dothideomycetes, Pleosporales, Sporormiaceae. The transcript has 5 exons. Bases 1 to 1188 code for a protein of 395 amino acids. The record is from RefSeq and is a predicted model, not a curated record.